Pipra filicauda (Wire-tailed manakin) is the source of this 1339-nucleotide messenger RNA. RefSeq names its product delta(3,5)-Delta(2,4)-dienoyl-CoA isomerase, mitochondrial-like. The record is from RefSeq and is a predicted model, not a curated record. Lineage: Eukaryota; Metazoa; Chordata; Aves; Passeriformes; Pipridae. Gene Ontology annotation, cellular component: mitochondrion. The annotation marks the transcript as partial. Gene Ontology annotation, molecular function: delta(3,5)-delta(2,4)-dienoyl-CoA isomerase activity. The transcript is spliced from 6 exons.
CCCAAGCCCGUCAUCGCCGCCGUGCACGGACCCUGCAUCGGAGCCGGUGUUGACCUGAUCUCGGCCUGUGACAUCCGGUUCUGCUCCCAGGACGCCUCGUUCCAGGUCAAGGAGGUUGACAUCGGGCUGGCGGCCGACGUGGGGACCCUCCAGCGCCUCCCCAAAAUCGUGGGGAGCCAGAGGUGGGUGAGGGGGCUUGGUCUUCAGCCCGAAAUGAUGUUGGCGCCCGAGGCCCUGAGAUGCGGCCUCGUAAGCCGGGUGCUGCCCGACAAGGCCGCGCUGCUGGAGGUGGCCCUGGGGGUGGCCGUGGCCAUCGCCGCCCGCAGCCCCGUGGCCGUGCAGGGCACCAAGAUCAACCUCGUCUACUCGAGGGACCGACCCACCCCCGAGGGGCUGCAGCACAUGGCCACGUGGAACAUGGCCAUGCUGCAGACCGAGGACAUCCUCAAGUCGGUGCAGGCGGCCCUGGAGAAGAAGGGCCCCGAGGAGGUCCCCUUUGCCAAGCUCUGAUGUCACCGGGGGGCCACCGAGGUCCCCUCUGUGUCCCCAACGUCCCCUCCCCAUCCCCAGGCUCUGGUGUCACCGGGGUGUCCCCAACAUCCCCUUCAGCCUUAAUGUCACCUCGGUGCCACCACCCCCUCCCCAGUGUCCCCUUCCCGGGGCUCUGGGGUCCCCUCAGUGCCACCACCCCCUCUCAGUGUCCCCUUCCCGGGGCUCUGGGGUCCCCUCAGUGCCACCACCCCCUCUCAGUGUCCCCCAGGCUCUGGGGUCCCCUCAGUGCCACCACCCCCUCUCAGUGUCCCCCAGGCUCUGGUGUCACCUCGGUGCCACCACCCCCUCUCAGUGUCCCCUUCCCGGGGCUCUGGGGUCCCCUCGGUGCCACCACCCCCUCUCAGUGUCCCCUUCCCGGGGCUCUGGGGUCCCCUCAGUGCCACCACCCCCUCUCAGUGUCCCCCAGGCUCUGGUGUCACCGGGGUGUCCCCAACAUCCCCUUCAGCCUUAAUGUCACCUCAGUGCCACCAACCCCUCCCCAGUGUCCCCUUCCCGGGGCUCUGGUGUCACCUCAGUGCCACCAACCCCUCUGUGUCCCCCAGGCUCUGGUGUCACCCCAGUGCCACCACCCCCUCCCCGGUGUCCCCUUCCCGGGGCUCUGGUGUCACCUCAGUGCCACCACCCCCUCUCAAUGUCCCCCAGGCUCUGGUGUCACCCCAGUGCCACCACCCCCUUUCAGUGUCCCCCAGGCUCUGGUGUCACCCCAGUGCCACCACCCCCUCUCAGUGUCCCCUUCCCGGGGCUCUGGGGUCCCCUCGGUGUCCCCAAUAAACCCCUUUGUCCCCAA